Molecule: messenger RNA, 1437 nt
Organism: Penicillium taxi
Lineage: Eukaryota; Fungi; Ascomycota; Eurotiomycetes; Eurotiales; Aspergillaceae
Product: NOT2/NOT3/NOT5 family protein
Exons: 7
Coding region: 1-1437 (478 amino acids)
Biological process (GO): regulation of DNA-templated transcription; nuclear-transcribed mRNA poly(A) tail shortening
Cellular component (GO): P-body; CCR4-NOT core complex
Source: RefSeq, a predicted model, not a curated record
AUGAAUAGACCAGGUUCGUCGAUUUCUUUAUACCCCUCCAAGUCCUCAUCCGCCCUACCACCAGCGAUUGUGUUUGAUUCCAAGUGGUACUUCCGAAAUGGGAACACAAAGAUGAUGCUAACUCUCUCAUUCUUUGCAUUAGGACCCGGUCCACAGCCGCUACGAGGCAUGUCCGGAUUCCCCGCUCAACAGCCAGCUCAGGCUCGGAAUGCGAUAUUGACAUCUGCGCGAUUACCAAAUGGAAAGCUAGUUGAACUAUCUCGAGGACUGACAUCGAUCUCUAUUAGUGAAUUCCCUUCCCUUUCAGGCGCAGCACAGCAAUCACAAUCCCAAAAUCCAGGACAACUUGUGUGGGCCAAUGCUAGCCAACGAGCUGCGCAGCACACUCCGGUUCAAAGACAGCAACACCCGGCCACAACACAAGCCCCCUCUCGAACCUCCCAAGGUCACGAUGACAUGUUCCCUUCAGGCUCACAGUUUGCCAAUCGACUUGAUGAUUUCAGAAAUGGUGCCCAAGGCAUCAGCGGCCAGCUAGCGGCGGGUAGCCAGCCCCAGACAGGCAAUAUCGACGAGUUUCCCCCUUUGGGUCGUAAUGUUGCCGCUGAGCUUGGACAGGAUCGCCGGACAUCCAUAUUGCAAGGUACUGGGUUUGGAAGCUACAAUUCGGGUAUAGGAACUUCACGUUCACCUGUGAGUCAAGGCCCUAACGGAGGUUUGAGCCAAGAAAAAGAAGACUUGAGCAGCACCCUGAUGUCAGGUCAACGCAACUUUAGCGACUCACAAUUGCAGCAACGACAACAGACAAGCGGACAAGAUAUUUCCGCGGUAACUGGGCAAAGUGCAGAGCAACCGCCUUUAGCUCAAAUGAGUGAACUUGACCGAUUCGGUCUGGCUGGACUUUUGCGCCAGAUCCACAGCGAAAGCCCUGAUGUUGCCAGUCUCGCAGUAGGCCAGGAUCUUAUGACACUUGGCCUAGACUUGAAUCAGCCUGAACCUCUGCAUACCACCUUUGCGUCACCAUUCGUUUCCUCAACGUCUCUCGUACCUCUAGAGCAGGACUUUUCCCUGCCCGCUUGCUACAAUGUCGCCAAUAUUCAACCUCUCCAGUCACGAAUCCCCGGUUUUGCCGACGAGACAUUGUUCUACAUUUUCUACAGUAUGCCUCGGGAUAUUAUUCAGGAACUGGUCGCAGAAGAGUUGAUGGGACGCAAAUGGCGUUAUCACAAGCUGGAGCGCUGCUGGUUGACUCGCGACGAGACAUAUCCUGGCCCAGUGGACGUGGAACGGGGCGUGAGUGAGCGUGGAGUUUACCUUCUCUGGGACCCCACCACCUGGAAAAAGAUUCGUCGCGAAUUUUGCCUUCGCUACGAUGAUUUGGACAACCGCCUUGAUCUGGGUCGAGGUCUUAGUCGACCGGUUGCCUCAACACAGUCAUAA